Messenger RNA from Solanum tuberosum (potato), 854 nucleotides. Its product is annotated as temperature-induced lipocalin-1. Lineage: Eukaryota; Viridiplantae; Streptophyta; Magnoliopsida; Solanales; Solanaceae. The transcript has 3 exons. Gene Ontology annotation, cellular component: cytoplasm. Gene Ontology annotation, biological process: response to reactive oxygen species; lipid metabolic process. The record is from RefSeq and is a predicted model, not a curated record. The coding region runs from base 118 to 675 and encodes 185 amino acids.
CACUCUCUAGAAACCAAAAUCCUAAAAUCAAAGAAAAUCCUCCCUGUAUAAAGAUUCCAUUUUUAUCAAAAUCUCCCAAAUUUUGAAAACCCCAUUUGUUAAAACUUCAAAAAAAAAAUGGCUACAAAAGUAAUGGAAGUGGUAAAGAAUUUUGAUUUGAAGAGGUAUAUGGGUAGAUGGUAUGAAAUUGCUUCAUUCCCAUCAAGAUUUCAGCCUAAAGAUGGAGUGGACACAAGGGCUACUUAUACAUUGAACUCAGAUGGCACUGUACAUGUGCUUAAUGAGACAUGGUGUAAUGGCAAAAGAGGGUUUAUUGAAGGCACUGCUUAUAAGGCUGAUCCUAAUAGUGAUGAGGCAAAAUUGAAAGUCAGGUUUUAUGUUCCACCAUUUUUGCCUAUUAUUCCUGUAACUGGUGAUUAUUGGGUUUUGUAUAUUGAUGAGGAUUAUCAGUAUGCUUUGAUUGGUCAACCUAGCAGGAGGUAUUUAUGGAUAUUAAGUAGGCGAACAUGUCUUGAUGAUGAGAUUUACAACCAGCUUUUUGAGAAGGCUAAAGAAGAAGGCUACGACGUGAGUAAGCUCCACAAGACACCACAAUCUGAUUCCCCACCAGAGAGUGAAGAUAGCCCCGAAGACACCAAAGGAAUUUGGUGGAUCAAAUCAAUCCUUGGAAAAUAGGCAAAAACAGUACAAUGGCCAAAAAAGAAAACUAUCCAAAGACCAAUGAAAUAAGGUGUUUAAAACAGUCUUUAGUGUGUUAAAUCCUACAUGUUUAAAUCUUUUAUGUUUUUACAAGUCUUUUUCCUAUGAAACUAUGUAUAGUUGAUAGUAUUAAAAUUUUGUGGUUUGUCUUUCAA